This is a messenger RNA of Fomitiporia mediterranea MF3/22, 708 nucleotides long. RefSeq lists its product as uncharacterized. The transcript has a single exon. NCBI's taxonomy places the organism in Eukaryota, Fungi, Basidiomycota, Agaricomycetes, Hymenochaetales, Hymenochaetaceae. The record is from RefSeq and is a predicted model, not a curated record. Bases 1 to 708 code for a protein of 235 amino acids.
AUGUGUUCUAUUCAAUUCUGCAUCCUCCUUGUGCAUUUCCCCCAUCUUAUUCAAUUCGGCAUUUCUUUACUGGGCAUAACAAAAUUCAGUCCUCGUCUCCGCAUCUUUGCUAGCAACUUCACGCCACGGUCUUACGAGGAUCAUGUUACAUAUUUCGCUUUCGGAACUCCGCGCAUAAAAAUAAUUCUCUUUGUAGAGGUACUCCUUUUCCCACUUCUAUUCUCACAUCUUUUUCUCGUUUUGGUCUUUGCUGUUCGUUGGAUCACAAAUUCCGAUACGUCCAACCCCGGUGUCGACGACUAUCAGGUGCCACGUUUAUUCGUGCUCGCCUGUCUGUUGCAUCUACGCCACGACCCAGUCCACCCAGACCAUACGCCAUUGCUACACCCAAAAACGGAGAUUCAAUUUGUUGUGUUUCCCAUGACAAAAAUAUACCGUACUCACGGUGUACAGGCUCAGCUUCCGUCUACGCUUCCGCUAGCACCUUAUUACUCUCUGUCUGCUGCUUCCCUGUCAUGGUGGUAUCUUCCUCGUCCUACUCCCUUUCCACCCUAUCCUGUUUGUGUCGUUUAUUCGCAUCCCUAUGCUGCAUCCGACAAAAAAUGGCGUCAAAAUCUCAGGAAAUUUUCGUUGUUCACUUGUAUUCUUCCUCACUUUCUUUUACCAUCUUUUGCACCACUGCAACGAUCAAUAACGUCACGAGUAUGA